This is a messenger RNA of Tetrahymena thermophila SB210, 2754 nucleotides long. RefSeq lists its product as hypothetical. The transcript has 2 exons. Lineage: Eukaryota; Ciliophora; Oligohymenophorea; Hymenostomatida; Tetrahymenidae. Gene Ontology annotation, molecular function: protein binding. The record is from RefSeq and is a predicted model, not a curated record.
AUGAAAACACUUAGAUCGCUGAACAUCAUUAAGAACGAAAGAGACAAAUAUGAUCUCCAGAAGAGUUAAAUUGAAGACACUAAAACAAGCUAUGUUAAAGCGAGUGAAAAACCCACUUUAAAAAUCAACAUGAAGUAAUCUCUACCAUAGAUAUACUAAGAAGUAGCUUAAGAUUAAAAAUCCCCACAAAAUAUAGUGUUUGACUAUAAUAGCUUAGAUGUUUCUCCUGAAUUUAAGAAAGAAAAACCUAUAAUAAGAUAAAAACGCCAGACUGAAUUUAUCUAGGUUAAACAUUCAAAGAGACCUUCUUAACAUUUUCAAGAAAAUAAUUAGAAAAUUAGCAAUAGCAAUAUUAAUAAUAAUUAAUUUGAAUAUGGUGAAAGAAGAAAUAGUUUGAGUAUUGUUAAAAACGAUGAUUACCAAUUUAAAAAUAAAUAAACUCAGUAAGAAAAAAAAAAUGCCAUGCCAAUAAAGCUUAAUAAUUUAACCCUUCAAACAAAUGCUAAUAAUUAGAAAAAUACAAACAAUUUUUAUUCACCACAGCACCAUAAUGUUGCUUCUUUCAGCUAUCAAAAAAAUAUUGAGCAAGCAGAUUCUAAUAAAAAUACUUAGUAAUUCCAUUCAUAGCACAAUAGUAAUAAUAACUAUUUAAUUUAAAGCCAAAUAACAAAAAAGUCUACUUUGCAUAAUAUUGAACCUAUAGCGUAUGGAAGCGAGGAAUUUUAAACUUUGACAAGCCAAGAAAAUUUAAAUAAAGCCUCAGCCAGCAAUAUUGGUUAAUAAACUACAAAUAAAUUUGGAAAGUAAAGGAUAUUAAGCUUAAGAUUAAAAGUAGAUUCGCCUAACAUAAAUAGAUUAAAAACAUAAACAAUGUUUAGCUCUAAUCCAAAAUCUUUGAAUUACUAAGUAUCACCUACCAAUCUAUCAUUUAAAAAAAUAAACUUCUUGAGUCCAAACUUGAAGCCAAAUAAAUUUCCUAAAUAAUACUUUUUUGAUAAGAAAGUAAGUGAUCAUAAUGAAAACUAAAAGUCUCCUGAAUCAGAAAAUUAUAUAGGUGAUAACUUUUUAACAGCUAUAAAUAGCUUUAAAUAAUAAAUAUAAUCAGAUGAAAACAAUAGUAAAAACAAAAGGAAGAACGACUAAAAUAAAAAGGAUGAAGAGUACAUUGAAUAAAUGAUGAAUAACUCUAAGGGUUUAAUUAAGCAUGAAGAGGAGUGUCUCCCUGGAAGCUAAAAUAUUGAAGAUCAAUUUAGAUUUAUUCACAAAAAUAUUGAUAAAAUAGAAGAAAAAAACCAUUUUUAUGGGUAAUAAUCUACAUUCUUAGUUGACUUAGUUUCUACAUUAAAUAAAAUCUAACUCCCUCCUUAAAAAAUGAAUUACCUUAAAGACAAUCAAAAUUGUAGUGUUUUGAACAUCAAUAACUUUUAAAUGUCUGCUAGACAAACAGGAUUUUUUACCAAAGUUAUCAGCACAGAACCUUAUAAAAAUAAUCUUACUGUAAUUACAGCAAAUAACAACAAUAUAACAGAUACUGAAUUCGUAAAUAUGAUUAAAUAGCUACCUCACAGAAUCGAAGUUCUCAUAUUAAAAUAAAAUUUUAUUUCAAAUUUGGGUCUUAUAUAGAUUUCUGAAGUUCUAAAAAGCAAUCAUCAGCAAUUAAUUUAAUUAGACCUAGAAAAUAACAAGAUUAAAGAUUUGGGAGCUAAAGCAUUGUUUAAGGCUUUACUUUAAAAUAAUAGUCUAGCAAAACUUAAUCUUUCUUAGAAUUAAAUAGGCGAUGCAUGCAGUUAAGAAUUAAAAGAUUUGUUAGAAAAUUCUAUGACUCUGUAAGAAUUAUACCUAAAAUGGAACAAUUUUAGGUAAGAUGGGGGCAUAUGUAUCGCUUAAGGCAUUAAGAAAAAUUAAUCUUUAAAAGUUUUAGAUAUUAGUUUUAAUAAUUUGGGCAGCCAUUAAUCAAAAAAAUUACUUGCUAACGAGAAAGAGAUACCUCCUACAAUAGGAAAAUAGUUUGCAGAGGCAUUUACAUCAAAUAAAAAGCUAAUACACUUAGAUAUGAGUAAUUGCAACUUAGAAAGCCAAGAGUGCUAACUUAUUUAAGAAGCUAUUAAAAAGAAUACGAUUCUUUUUGGACUGCAUUUUGAAGGCAACAGCAACUAUUUUGUUGAUGAAAAUGGUUUUAUUAACAAAGAUGAAAAAAUAGUAUCUGAUGACUUAGAUCAAGAGUUAUUUAAAUAAGUUGGUGCACCAAAUGUUUUUACUCAUUCUAUUCAAGGUAUUUUAUAUACAGUAAACCCCUAAAAAAAGAAAUACAGAGAUAUUUGCUGGGUUUGUGAAGGCUGGGAGUAUUUGUAAUUUAAUUAUGAUGACAAUAAUAACAAAAAUUUAAAAGUAUAAAGUGAUUUAUUUAUUCAUUUUGAUUUCGAUGGCUACAAAGCACACAAAAUGUAAAAAAUAGGAACUUAGUCUUAUUAAUUUUACAAAAUGUGUCCUCCUAAUAAAACAAUCUAGUAUUUCAUUACUGAACCUAAAUAAAUGCAAAUCAUUUUAGAUGAUCAUAGCAAUAAAAUACAAUUGAAAAAAGCUAUACAUCUAAAUAUCAAUUACAAAAAUGCUCUAAACAAUAACGAGGAAGAAGAGGUUGUAAGUUUAGAAAUAGAUUAAUUUAAUGUUAUCCAAACCAUAUAAUAAAACAUAUUUAGUCAAGAAUAUUAUUUAUAAGUAGAAAGCGGAAUAAGAGAUCCUGAUUAAAUUUGA